CGCAAAGUAGUGGCUCAUGUCUUCGACCGCGAUGAUUCAGUCGUUGGGUAAUACGAUAAUGACAUAACAAUGUGGUGUCAGUAUGAUUUGCCUAUCGAGUAUCCAGAAUGAAGGCAUGAUCUACUUGAGGGGAAUGAUGACCGUGGUACUCUGGACUCUUCAAAUACAUCAUUAUAACGUUCCAGACACAUCAAAAGAACAUGAUGAGUACAGGACUAUUGGGCGACUAAGAUAUAAAUUCGGGCCGAGUGCACGACAGUGUUGGCAUCACCGCAAUAUUGCACUUGUUGUCUGACCUUUUCGAAUAUUGCACUUGAAAAUAUCUUUCCCCGGUUCAUCCCAUCAAGGUUAGAACAUGGAGAAGAUACUCAUCAAUCAUGCCAGAGACGCGCCGGACGCAGUCGCUGUAAUAGACCAAGGAAGGUCUCUUACAUACGCGGAGCUAUUCUCCGAGUCAAACCACCUCUCUGAAAGACUCAAAGCGGAGAUAGACCCUGGAAGCACCAUCGGGAUUCUCCUAGGCCCCGGAGUCAAGCAAGUCGUUGCUCAAUUUGCCGUGCGCCUGGCGGACUGCGUCUGUGUCCCCAUCGAACCCUCUGUCCCCAAACGGCGCCUCACGGACAUCUUGCAGGAUGCCCAGGUCAAGCACAUUAUCAUGGAAGAUGGACAGCUGGAAUUGCCAGAUUCCAACCGAUUUGACUUUGACAUUGGGCAAAGCCAGCUCGGCACCAAAUUCCAGAACCCCCCAGUCGACAUAACUUCCGAACACAGUCAUAUCCUCUUCACUUCGGGCUCGACGGGAAGGCCCAAGCCAGUCCAGAUCCGAGCGGACGGGAUUCUACACCUGGCCACCGAGACCCCCGCGACUCCAUUGUCGUGCGAUGACCGGGUGGCAUCGUUUAACAACCCCGGAUUCGACCUCAGCCUGUUUGAGAUCUGGGUGACGUUGAUCGCGCGGGCCACCAUUGUGAUAGUCCCCCGUCGGAUUGCCACGGACCCGGGGGCUAUGCCGUCGUUCCUCCAGGAGAAUGAGGUGACCGUCCUGAUUAUCACGGCCGCCUUGUUCAAUAUCAUGGCAUCUGAUCAAGGAGCGUUCCAUACCCUCAAACAUGUCCUCACGGCGGGGGAUGUUGCCAAUGUGCGAGCGAUGAGAGAGGUUCUUGAACACGCCCCCCCGGCUCAUCUUUGGAAUACAUACGGGCCCACCGAGUGCACGACUUUGGCGACCAUGUUGGAGGUAACCUUGGAAGAGACCAAGCGGGACCGCAUCGGCAUUGGAGGACCCGUUGGUCAGAUGGAGGUAUUCCUGAUAGACCACAACGAAAACCCCAUUCACCAGAGUGGCCAGCCAGGAGAAAUCUGCAUCAGCGGGCCACAGCAAACCAGAGGGUACCUGAAUCGCCCCGCGGAGAACAAGAAGUGUUUUCUGUGCAAACCACGCAAGGAACUCGUCCCUGGCAAGAAUGAGAUGCGAAACCAUGAGACGGUUCGACUGUACCGAACCGGAGACAUCGGGGAAUGGCGGCCUGGCUCAGGAAACCUCGACUUCGUGGGCCGGUCCGAUACUCAAGUGAAACAUAAAGGGUUCCGGGUGGAAUUGGGGGAGGUCGAGCGGGUGCUGCACAGCUGUGAGGCAAUACGGGGGGCGGUGGUGAUCCAACAGCCUCCCCAGUCGGAUGAGGGAAUGCCGGUGCUGAUCUGCUUUGUUCACUUGAAGCCAUCCAGUCAAUUCGGUCCGGAGAAUAUCUUGGACUUUGCUCGCGAUCGGCUUCCCUCGUACAUGGUUCCUGAAGCGGUGGAAAUCGUGGCCGAGUUCCCUCUGACCCCGCAUGGCAAGGUGGAUCGCAAGGCAUUGUUGGAAACUCGACUCAAGAGACUCGAUCACAAGGCAUCUGAUGAUGGACCAAACGGGACCAGUCAUGUCCAGGAGCAGAGGGCCAUGAUCCACGAUUUCUGCAAGGAAAUCCUGGGUGUGGCCGAUAUCCACGACCACGAUGACUUCUUCCAACGGGGAGCCACGUCUCUCCAGGCGGCUGCGCUUCUCGCGUUGAUCCAAGACCAGCUUGGGUGCAGUGUGUCGAUGGAGGACCUCUACUGCCAUUCCACCGUGUCGGAUUUGGUGCACCUGGUUGGCCAGGUGGCAUCCCCGACCGAUGCACCCGAUCACACUCGCCAGUGGAUGGAGGAUAUUAACCAAGUGGACCAGAUUGAAGUGAUGCCUCACUGGGAAUCCGCAUCCGAGGGCAAGGUGUUCCUAACGGGCGCCACGGGCUUCGUUGGGGCUCAUCUCCUUCAUCAUCUCCUGAAUCGCCCGAUGGUGAAGCAAGUCGCAUGUCUCUGCCGGCCCCGCGCGCAUCCGAGUGCUGCUGAUCGCAUUCAAAAGGCCCUGGAGCGGUAUGACCUGUGGAAAAGCUGCCAGGAUAAAAAACACAAACUAUUCAUGAUCGAGGGAGACCUGACGCAGGACCAGCUGGGCCUGGGACCGGAUCGGUACGACUGGCUCGCCAACUGGACCUCGAUCAUCUUCCAUCUCGGGGCCAAGGUGGACUUUUGUCAGUCAUACCGCGAGCACUAUGCAUCGAAUGUGGUCGGCACGUGUAAUAUCCUUCAAUUGGCUGCCGCUGGGCGCCGGAAAGGACUGCAAUACCUCUCGUCCAUCGACGCGUGGGGCCCAACCGGGUUUGUGCUGGGGACGAAGGAGCUCUACGAAGACGGCCCCCUGGAGCCCCAUGCGCAGGCGCUGCGAUAUGAUCUGGGGUAUGCGCAGAGCCAGUGGGUGGCGGAGGGCAUGGUGCGUCGCAUGCGAGCCCGGGGGUUGCCGAUUGUCAUCCAUCGACCCGGAUUUAUCAUUGGGCAUGGGGGAACGGGGGAAAGCAACCCGGAUGAUUUCGUGUCUCGCCUGAUUGUCGGGUGCAUCCAGCUGGGCGUUUUCCCCCGGCUGGACCAACGGUUGGAGUAUGUCACGGUGGACUAUGUCAUCGCGGCGGUCAUGCACAUCGCUGCCUCGCCCCAGUGCCUGGGCCAUUCGUAUAGCCUGCUCUCGCCGGACCAGCGACAGUCGGCCACGCUCCAGGAUACUUGUCGGAUCAUCAACGAGGCCGGGUAUCGGGUCCGGUUGAUUGACUACAAGGACUGGGUGCAGGAAGUGGCCGCGAAACAACAACGGGAUGGCCCUCUGGCGCCGUUGCAGCCCAUGUUCCGGGAGCGCGUGCUGGGGGAUUUGACGCGAUGGGAGGCCAGUCAACGGUCGCCCCGGUACCGCUGCGACAAGACCGUCCAGGCCCUGCAGGACCGACCGGAUAUUCGAUAUCAGCCUUUUGACGCGGCGAUGCUGCAGCGAUUUAUCGCGUUUUGGAACCGGAAAGGGUUCUAUGCCAUCUAAUUCGGGUCUGUCCAGUGUCCACGGGGACGAUGCUUAUCAGGGAGAUAACCGAAUCCACCAUCCAGUGGAGGGGUUUUCCACACCGCCAGCGACGCGUUGAUCUCUCAGUCUCACGCCCAUGA
This is a messenger RNA of Aspergillus sclerotioniger CBS 115572, 3504 nucleotides long. Its product is annotated as non-ribosomal peptide synthetase. The transcript has a single exon. The record is from RefSeq and is a predicted model, not a curated record. The coding region runs from base 356 to 3382 and encodes 1008 amino acids. Lineage: Eukaryota; Fungi; Ascomycota; Eurotiomycetes; Eurotiales; Aspergillaceae.